Molecule: messenger RNA, 1521 nt
Organism: Colletotrichum truncatum
Lineage: Eukaryota; Fungi; Ascomycota; Sordariomycetes; Glomerellales; Glomerellaceae
Product: major facilitator superfamily transporter
Biological process (GO): transmembrane transport
Cellular component (GO): membrane
Molecular function (GO): transmembrane transporter activity
Source: RefSeq, a predicted model, not a curated record
AUGGCGGGGGAAGCGCCUGCAGAAAUUGGCCAGGUUACAACUGGAGAUAAAAAAGUCAAUCGAGACAAUGAACACAACGGCAAAGUAGACAUUAUUGCCGAGGAAUCAGAGAAGACAUAUUACAGCACUCUCUCUGUCUGGUUAAUGGUACUUUUCUCCGGUUUGGCGAUUGGCUCUGACGGAUAUAAUGCAGCCGUUAUUGGCAACGUGGAGCUGCUACUCGCAAUCUUAUAUCCUGAAGAAUUAACUACAACCAUCUAUCAGCGCUUAUCCAACGCCUUCUUAAUCGGAAUGAUCGUUGGCAUGGUGCUUUUUGGCAUCGUCGUGGAUCAGUUGGGAAGAAAGACAGGGGCUGUCGCCACAACAGUUUUGCUCGUUAUCGGUAUCACUUUAUCAGCCGCAUCUAACGGAAAUAGCCCAACGGGCAUGUUUUGGAUGUUAAUCAUUGCGCGUGGUAUCGCUGGCGUAGGUGCUGGCGGAGAGUAUCCUGUCUCUGGUGCUGGGGCUGCCGAGGCAACUGACGAAGACGCUAAAUAUCGCAAGAGAAGAGGUUUUAUGUUUGCCAUGCUUGCAGAUCUUUCCAGCAGUCUGGGCUACAUAUGGGGUGCUCUAGUGCCAUUGCUUUUGCUGUUGUGUGUCGGCCAACAAGUUGCCAAAUACAACAUUGUGUGGCGCACAUCUUUUGCUUUGGGCAUGGCACCUCCCCUUCUCAUCUUCUGGUUCCGCAUUCGAAUGGCUGUAUCUACUGCCUACCGCAGGUCGGCAAUGCGCAAGCAGCGUACACCUUAUUGGUUGGCACUAAAGAAGUACUGGCGACCGCUUCUCGGAUCUGCUUCGACAUGGUUUCUUUACAACUGGAUCAGCAUUCCUUUCGGUAUCUUUAGUUCCACCAUCAUGUCAAGAGCCAAUGCAGGUGACAGCCUCGUAAAGACGCUUGGAUGGGGUGUUGUGAUCAAUUGCUUUUAUAUCCCCGGGCCUUUCAUUGGAGGAUACCUUUCUGACAAGAUUGGGAGGCGUCAAACCAUGGCUUUGGGAUUCACUUUACAAGCGACACUGGGAUUUGUGCUUGGAGGGGCCAUGAGUCCCAUACAAAAGAUCUUCCCUCUGUUCGUUGUGUUGUAUGGGAUCUUCUUGACCUUGGGCGAGGUAGGGCCAGGAAGUACUGUUGUUCUGACUGCUUCAGAAUGUUUUCCUACGUCUAUAAGGGGUCAGAUGAUGGGCUUCAUAGCAGCAUUUUCCAAAGCUGGGGCAGCAAUAGGAACUCAGGUAUUUACGGCAAUCAUGAAUUCUUACACCGAAAAUCCGUCAAAAGGUAAUCAAGUUGCAUUUUUGAUCGGUUCUGGUUUUGCUUUGCUCGGUGCACUCAUCGCUUUUUUUGUCAUACCGGAUGUUUCCAGAAGACUGAACGACGACGAUGAAGCAUGGAAGAGAUAUCUGGCUGAAAACGGUUGGGAGGCACAGUGGGGUGAUGAAGUUACCGAGGAUCCUACAGGAGUUACAAUGAACAAGGCAGCGUCUUGA